Molecule: messenger RNA, 1554 nt
Organism: Cladocopium goreaui
Lineage: Eukaryota; Dinophyceae; Suessiales; Symbiodiniaceae
Source: the annotation of a GenBank genome assembly
AUGUCUCGUCUAGAUACACUUGAAAUGGUGAGCCCACCAAAGGUUCCCACACCCAAGAAGUUGAGCAUGACCCCAGAAGCAGUGGCACCAGUUGACAAAGUUGACACGCCCAGCAGUGACUCACAGAGCAAGCAGCCUUCCCCGUCUGAACGCACUAGACAGUUUUUGCAGCAAAAAAAGGAAGCAAGAGCCAGCAGUGCCGCCAAGAAAGCAGUUGCGAAGCCAAAGGCUUCCAGCAAGAAAACAACGCCCAAGAAGACAAACAGGAAAGGCACCAGCGCUAAGAAAGCAAAAAGUACCCGUAUGAAACUCAAGAAAGAAGUUCUUGCAAUUCUGGAUGGUGGGCAACAGCCCACAGCUGCCACCACUGAGGAUUCUACCAAGCCUUCCCCGAAGGCAAAGGCAAAGGCAACACCGAAAGCAUCCCCGAAACCGUCCCCGAAAGCUCAGAGCAGGAGGGCACGUAGCCAGGAAGCCACUGAUGUUGCACAGUCAGCAGCGACAGAGGAUCAGGCAAGUGAUGAGGAAGACACAACAGAGAUCGACAAAUUGGCCCACAAACUCUACAUGCGCUACUGGAGGUCAAUGAACAAGAGCCGGACAACUCCAGCCGAAAUCAAAGCCUUGCACAAGCGCUUCAGAUACUGCAAGGACCAGCAGAGCGCCUUGUACGAGGACUUCUUGAAGUGCGGGGGCCGUUGGACUGAGAGUUCGAUCUACAAGGAGAUUACCAACACCCACAUUGGGAAAAAGAGGGGUGUUCGUCGUUGGCUCACAAAGAGCCAAAUGAGGCAACACUUUGAUGCUGAUAUUGUUGAAGCCAUAGCCCACAGAAAGAAGAGUGACCCAGAGCUUGCAAUCAAUGAAGUGAGAUCCCACCCAGAACACGAACAGCUGGAGCAGUUUCUCGUUUUGAUCGAAGAUGAAGAAGAACAAGUAGAAGAAAAUAGGGUAUCCGACAUGUUUCAGUUGAAACAAACGAAAAAGUCAAGCAGCUGCAAUGUCACCAGUGAAGAUGAUGGUGAUGAAGAAGAAGAAGAAGAAAGUUCUGGAGAUGAGGAUUCCCCUAAGAAACCUAAAAAGACGAAGAAGGGAGGGAAGUCCAAGAAAGGCAAGGUACGCAAUAGCAAGAAACAGAAGAAGCCGAAGAGCAAGAAGAAGAAGAGCAAGAAGUCAAAGAAUAAAAACAAAGCAAAGACCGUUGAAGAUGAACAGAAGGAAGCCCGCAAAGAGCUUGUGAGAAAGGCCAAAAAGGUGAUCCAAGACUUGAAUAAGAAGAUCCACGAUGCAAACUCCAAAAAAUUGUCGACCACCAGCUGGUCUGAGACUGUCCGGAAGGCCAUGCUGGCUGAAGUCGAUUCCCAGACCGGAGUCCUGGGCAAGAUGCGCACGAACUUGCAGAAGGCCUUGGACAUGGCAGCUGAGGAUGCAGUCCUUGAGAAAUACAUCAAGUCCGCCACUGAUGCCAUCGAUGUUUUUGACUCCAAAAUGGAACCGAUCACUGGAAAGAAGCGACGUCAGGGGUCCAGUGACAACGUGUCCGUUAAGUCUUAG